CAUGUCUUACUAUCAGCUGCUUUUCUCGUUUGAAGCCCCCGACCUUUCGAUAGCGGUUUUAGUGAUGAAGUUCUAAGCCGCGCUGAUGCAUUCAGACCCGAUUCAUCGUGUUCGUUUUUAACAUCGCCAUGAACCACAUGAUAGCUUGGCUAGUCUUUCUGGUUCUCUUCGUUUCUGUCCGAACGGUUAAAACUGAUGAUCAGCCCAAGGUUCAACAGGGCCACUGCGCGGAUAACAGUGAGAACUCCGGCGAUCUGAUUUUUACGGUACCGGAUAUAAAAAACAAAACACGUUUGGCAGAAAAGAAGAAUAAAAGCCGAGUCUGCCUGCCUGUUCCUUGCGCCGACGUCGAAGCGUACUCCGGAUUCAUCAAAGUUGACAAAAACAGCAACUCCUCUUUAUUUUUUCUGCACAUCAAAUCACAGGGUGAUGCCGAUAAAAAGCCCCUCCUUUUGUGGCUCCAAGGUGGUCCUGGGAAAUCGUCUCUCUUUGGACAGUUUCUUGAAAAUGGACCCCUCGGCAUAGACGCUAACGGGAAACUUUUUUACAGGAACCAUACAAUCGCAGAGUAUAUGAAUCUAAUUUAUUUAGAUCAGCCGAGUGGUUCGGGAUACAGCUUCAACAACGGCAUAAAUUAUACGACUAUGCUCGAUGAUGCGUCCACUCACAUCAUACGGUUUCUGCGGCGAUUUCUUAGAAUAUUUCCGGAGUACGUCACAAGAGACUUUUACAUCGCUGGAGAGUCAUACGGAGCAAGGUUCACAAUGGCGCUGGCGAGCGAAAUUUUGAAGAAUAAUAGCUUGGUCCCCCUAAAAUUAAGAGGAGUGAUGCUUGGCGUCGGAUUCUUGUUUCCUGUUCUCGAAUUGAUUGAUUCCAGCAAUUAUCUUUUUUCUUCUGGACUACUUGACCAUAAUGGCCGAAAGACUUUUGCUAAGCGGUUUCAGAUUAUCAAGAAACUUGAACAGCAACAAAACUAUACCGCGGCUGCUGUUCUUCUCAGUCAGACUGUCAUGAAUUUAGGCACUGCAGAAAAUCAAACAUUAUUUCAAAGACUUACUGGGUUUAAGCACCAAAGUAGUAUUGCAAGGACCGAAAGGAACGAAGAGAUAGCUGCGUAUUACAACUUUGCGAACAGCACUGCUUUCAAGAAAAUAAUACAUGUAGAUCCUUCUAGGGUACUCGAUGGCACGAGGUAUUCUGUAGUAAUGGCUCUAGCUCUAAACGAUUUGUUUAAGGACCACCGGAAUUUAGUAGAGUACGUUUUUAAUAGGACGCGUGUUCUCUUUUACACGGGCCAGUUUGAUGCCGUUUUCCCGGAAAUGAAUAUGGAAAAGUGUUUCAGAGAACUGAAGUGGCGUGGAGCCGCGAUGUUCCGCGGAGCGAAACGUGUGUUUUGGCACCGAGAAAACAGCAGCUCACUUGAACUCUUCGGGUACGAGAGAAUUGCGGGCGCACUAACGUACGCAAACGUGCUCUUCGGAGGCCACCACAUUUCUAUGGAUCGCUCGAUAGCUGUUAGCGAUUUGUAUCGUCGCUUUCUCACUUCUCACGAUCUGCUUACAACAACAACCGAAAUGAUUGCAUGCUGAACGGCACUCAGAAACACCAGCAAAAACUGUUUUUACUUUUAAAUUUUAUCACUCACGAAUUCUAGCUUCUUUGAAAAUUCUUUAUUAUCUGAUGACAUUGCCUGCGCACCCUUAAUUAUUCUUGUAUAGCCGCUCCACCCCCUCGUUAAAGCAUUAACAAACCAUAUCAGAACUUUGUGUAAAGUUUCACAGUGGUAUGCUAUAGAAUUCUUCCCAUCGUUCCAAACUUGCGCAUUUGUCUCGAGAUUGAUGUUCCAUCCAGAUCAACCAUAGCAAACGUAAAAAUUGUGCGAAACGCUAAAUAGUGAUACACAGAGACUGAUCACUACAACUUCAGCAACUGAAAAUGAAGCAUUUCUUAUUCUGCUGCUGGUUCAAGAAAGAAGAGAAUUUAAA
This is a messenger RNA of Rhipicephalus microplus (southern cattle tick), 1985 nucleotides long. RefSeq names its product putative serine carboxypeptidase CPVL. The record is from RefSeq and is a predicted model, not a curated record. Lineage: Eukaryota; Metazoa; Arthropoda; Arachnida; Ixodida; Ixodidae. Gene Ontology annotation, biological process: proteolysis. Gene Ontology annotation, molecular function: serine-type carboxypeptidase activity.